AUUUUCCUCAUAUAUAUAUAUAUAUAUGUAUAUAUAUAUAUGGCUUUUGUGACUCAAUACAUGGGAAAACAAUAGAAAAAUCGUAGGAAAAACUCGCUAGUGACCGUGUCCGGUGUGCUCGCGGGCCACCAUGCCAAUAAAUUUGCGUUCGCGACGGUUUUUCGCUUAAUUAAAUUAUUGUGGUGUUAAAUUUUCUACUAAUGAAUGGCCAACAAACAACAUCGUCCUCCAAUAUGAAUAAUAACAAUAAUAAUAAUAAUUUUAAUAGUCAUUCGACGACGAGACCGCCUUCUGGUAAUGGAAGUCCAGGAGGUUGGUCCUCACCCGUCUCAAGCCCCAUAGGAAGCUCCAAUCGCUCCCCCUCCCUUAAAGACUAUCAGCACAGCUUACCGAAUGUUGUAAGGGUGGUUGUCACCCGUGACAAUGACGGUUAUGGCAUGAAAGUUUCCGGGGAUAAUCCGGUUUAUGUGCAAAGUGUGAAAGAAGGAGGUCCUGCCGAAAAGGCCGGAUUACAUGCAGGAGAUAAAAUAAUCCAUGUGAAUGGGAAAAAUGUAAAACAUUCCACCCAUACGGAGGUGGUGGCCUUAAUUAAGGCUCAGCCCCAAGUGGUACUGACGGUACAACAGAGCAGCUCCCCAUUACGCAUGGCCAGACCCAAUAGUCUUCCAUCAAGUACCAAAAUCACUGCUCCAGUGCCAGUUGAUAAUGCCAAGCAACACCAACUGCAACAAGAAAAGGAGCAAUACUAUCGCCUGAUGAUAGAAAAAGAGCAGCUGCACUUAAACAAAUUACGAUCUGAGGAUGGCUUUAAUGAGAAGAAACGUCUUGAAUUAGCGAAAGCGGAAAAAAACCUGAGAAUCCUUCAGGAUAACUUGUCCGAGGUAAGACACACCCUGUCCCCAAUCAGGAUGCCAGACGAACCUCCCCCACUGCCAAGAAGAAACAAAACAACAACAACCCCAUCGGACAUCAAUUUAUCAUUUUUAUCAAACGAGGUCAAUUCGGGGGUAAGUGCCGGCCAUUAUCACCACCACCACCCCGAUCAACCACCGCCAUUACCACCCCGUCCACCCCACCACACCACCCACGACUUACCAAACUCUUGCGAGAAACAAAUGCUUUUCCCACUAGUGGCCACAUGCACAUCAUUACAUAACGACCCCACCACCAUCGGUAAACACCAAAGGACCAAAUCGAGUCCCGAAUGUUUAAUGGGUCGGGACACGGAGGACGGAUGCGAGAGGUUACCGGCCACUCCCCCUGGAACCCCUCCGCCCCCCUAUCCCAGUCCGGAAGCGGGAAGGAAGUACCAAAGAUUGAUGAUGGGGCCGGGAGGGGGGUCCCACUCUUUUGACAGCAGUUUCGAUCUGGAUGGGAGUCCCAUCGUGUUACGUUCGCCCCAGCAAACGAUCAUCACCAUGGAGGACGACGAUAUUUCCGAUAUGGAGAUCCAGGACGAGGGGGAGGAUCAGGGAUACUUCACCUCCCUGACGAAAUUAUGGGAACACCCUCCUCACUUGGCCGUUUUCAUGAAUUACGUUUUGUCCAACUCGGACCCGAACAGUCUUUUGUUUUACCUCCUCACCGAUUUGUAUAAGGAGGGAAACGCGAAGGAGAUGCGCAAAUGGGCCUUUGAGAUCCAUUCCAGUUUUUUGGUGCCGGGAGCGCCCUUAAAGUUGAAUGACGUCACGGAAGAUACUGUGCGCGAAAUCGACGAUUAUUUAACGAUUGACGUGGAAAAGGAGGAAAUUAUGCGGAAAAUAUUCUGGAAAGCGAGACAAAAGGCGAAAAAGGAGUUGAACAAUCAGUUGGCGGAGUUUCAGCAGAAGAGAAGGGCCGGAUUGGGGACCAUUUAUGGACCCACGGAUCAAGAAUUGAUGGAUCUGUACAACGAUAAACUGAAAGAAACGAAACUUUACGAGACCCUAUUCAUCCCCAAAGUGGAGCCCUACAUGGAGGAAGUGGAAAAAGAAAAUCCGGAUAUCCGGAAAUGUCUGCUCAUAGCCGCCCUGAUCACCGUUCUGAUCCGGAUUUUUAAAAUCCGUCCUCAGAACAUGGACCUGGACCGCGUGCCCACGUUCGUCAACAAGGAACGAUCGUUUAAAGCCCGAUUUAUGGGAAAAUAUUCCAGAAAAUUGAGUCACUUGAGCCACCAUUUUGUGGCCCAACAGUACCACACCGUCAAAUUGUGCAAUUACUGUCACCAAAUCAUUUUAGGAAUCAGUCCACAGGGUUAUCAGUGUUCCGCUUGCAACAUCGAUUUACACCGCGUGUGUGUAAAAAAAUACGACGACUGUUGCCCGGGACCGUUUAAAGCGAAAGAAUCCCGCGGGAUAAUCCGGGGAUUCGUCAAGGGGAUGAGACACGACCAGAGCGAACAGAACCGGAUCAGAAAAGCCUCCCAAUUUAUCCAAAUCGAAAAAGAACGAAGACAAAUGGAGGAGAAGGAGAAUCAUCAGCUGAUGGCGGAAAGCGGGGAAGCCAAAGUGUCCCAACCGGUGUCCAGGACCGGAUCCGAUCGUAGGCCGGACGCCGUCCGCGAGGAGGGCGGCCGGCCGAUCGAAGACCAAAACUCGCCAAAGGGCGGCGGCGACGAGGGGGCGGCAGCUACUCCCGAAACUUCUUCCUCUUUGGACAAAGAACCCUCCGCUAUGCCCCAAGAAAGAGACGCGCGGGGGGGGCACAUAAACCGCUCCGAGAGCGUCAAAGAGCAAUCGGAGAAGAUCAGGAAGCAGCAGAGGCGGAACGUGAGCGAUCCCUCACACGCCCACAACACCACAUACAACGAAGACAAACAAGACUUAUCGAAAAACGAGUCUGGCAGCUCCUCGAACUCCAGCAUUUCCGCCGUCAAUGGGCGGCUGUCGGAGAGUCCCUCCAACAGCAUGGAGGUGCACCAGGCGACCGUGCGAACCCAAUCGGACCUGGAGAGUGACAUGGAGGACGAAACGGACCCCUUGAAUUGGCAGGAACUGGUGCUACCGGAGGAACUGAAGAAACUGAAUCCAAGCGAAACCAAGAGACAAGAAGUGAUCAAUGAAUUAAUUUCCACCGAAUCAAACCACGUGCGCAUGCUGAAAGUCUUGUACAAAUUGUUUUAUAAAACCCUUCAGGAGAGCCACACGUUAAAGCCGGAGGAGUUGACCCUGAUCUUCCCGAACAUCAAGGAGCUGCUGGACAUCCACGUGGAUAUCGACAACGAGAUGAAGCGCAUGAGGGAGAAGGAUCCGCUCAUGAGGCAAAUCGGGGAUGUUCUAUUGAAGAUAUUUUCUGGUGCCCAAGGAGAGCAACUUCAAAGGGCGGCGGCCGCCUUUUGCGAGCGCCAGCAGUUGGCCCUGGAAUUCAUCAAAAAGAGGCGGGAACGAGACGGGAAAUUCGACGCCCUCCUCGCCCAAUGCGAGAAAAAGCGUCAGUGUAAACGUCAACAAUUACAAAGUAUUGUGCCAUACGAGAUGCAACGCCUCACCCGCUACCCUCUUUUGUUCGAGCGAUUAAUCAAGAGCGUGGACGCGGCCUCCCGCGACGAAUACAAGGAGGAGUUGGCCAACUUACGGCUGGUGCACCAGCACUCCAAGGAGAUGCUGAGUUACGUGGACGAGGCCACCAAGUUGGCCAUGAACAAGCAUCGUCUGGAGGAAAUCCAGCGCCAUCUGGACACGUCGAAUUUCCGAUCCAACGAUCAUCCGAUCGUGUACGAUUUCAAGAAUAUCGACCUGACGAAGUACAAGUUGGUGAAGGAGGGAAGUCUGAUGCUCAGGAGGACCAAUAAGGCCCCGGUGCCGGUGCACGUGCUCCUCAUGGAGGAAAUGGUGGUCAUACUGCAGAAGGAGAGUGACAAAUACAUUUUGAAGUUUUUUCAAAGUGUCGCCCCCAUGCCCCUGCUCUCGCCCAUUAUUAAAAUGAACACGCUGCUGGUGAGGGAGAACGCAGUCUGUAAAAAUGCCCUUUUUUUGGUGAAUAUGUCGACGACCAGUAGCCAAAUGUACGACCUGCAGGCGGAAGACGAGGCCAAACGGGAGAGUUGGCGGAAGCACUUUUCGGACGCCGCGGACGCCUAUAAUCGACGGGAGGGCAAAAAGGGGCGGGGAGGCGGAGGGGCGGCGGGCGGCCUCGCGACGCCCUCCGUCUCGGACAGCGACAACGAGUCAGUGCGUAGGGAACCGGAAGAAGAAGAAGAGGAGGCGAAGGAGGCUUCAGCUACAGCCCCACGAGCAACAGAAAAAGAAGAGGAAGAGGAACCAAAAAUGAGUGAGGAACCUCGAGGAGACGACGCUCCAGACGCGAAAAUAACAAUUGCCGGUGGUGGUGGUGGUGAGGAGGAGGAGGAGGAGGGGUGCUACGGAGGGGGCGGGGGUGGCGGUGCCGUGACGACGAUCAUCAGCGCGGACGAUUGGCCCCUGAUCGAGCCGUCGCAGGUGAGCGUCGCGGUGCCCCCGGUGCACACCGCCGAACAGAUGCUCACCCCUUUAGAGCAAAUAAGACGUAAGGACGCCCUGGUCAAGCAGGCUUUGGCCGAGAAAGAGGAUCUGGUGGCGGACAUGUUGGCCAUCCCGCGGGAACACUUCGAGCAUAUCGCGGACAUGGCCUCGGCCAACUCGAUCGCGAAAAACGGCCGAGGAUCGGACAUUACCGAACGGUUAUUGGCCAGCGUGUUUCAGGUGGACAUUCUCCAAAAGGCGGUAAACGAGGCGUACAACAUCUCGGAGGGCGACGUGGUGGCCGCCCGGGCGGGCGUCAAGUCGACCGCCGCCUGUGCCGCCCACGAGGCGCCGCCGCCGCCGCCCCCCGACUCGAAAUCCGUGAUUCCCAGCGUGUCGGCCAGUUUAGUCGCGGACAUCGCCUCCGCGCUCAGUCUACAACUCGCCACGUUACUGAACGAGGUGAAACAAGUGGAGGACGAGCGGGAUCGAUUGAGGAGGGAGUUGCAAAAAGUGAGGGAACAGUUGCACGUGCAGCAUCACCUUCACGAAGGUGAAGAAGAGGAAGCGGGACGGGAGGAGGAGGAGGGGGAAGCGGGGAACGCGGGGUCUGACGAUAGUGCCCAGGAGGUAUUUUGUGAAGCAAUAAACCCUGACGAACCUAAUUAAAGAAGAAGAAGAAGAAUACACACACGUCAUGUUUCAAUAAGAGAAAGAGAGAUAAAUAUAUUUUUGUAUGUUGGUGCAAUAUCGUUGAGUGCCUUUUGUACUUAGACGUGAGGCCUAAAUAACAACCUAAUCCCACCCCCUCCCUAAUUUUGUAUAAUAAUUGUACGAUAAUUAUUAUGUUCGCUUCGAACCCGAUUUACCUGAAUAUAGUAUUGUAUUUAUUGUUUUAGAGAGAGAGAGAGUGAAAGAGAGAGAGAGAGAGAGAGAGAUGAACGGGUCCAGGGUGAGUGCGAGAGAGAAAGAGAUAUAAAAAAGUGCCUUUUUUAUGUAAAUGAAUAACAACAACGCUUUAUUGUGUAAUAAUUUUUAACCGCACGGCAUUUAUUGUGUAGAUUUUUAUUGUCAUGUUAAUUUUUCUUUUCUAUUAUUCAGAUUAGUGGCCUAAUAAUUAUUACUAUUAUUAUUAUUAUUAUUAUUAUUAUUGUUAAUAUUAUUAUUACUAUUAUUAUUAUUGUAUUUAUAUACGAAAGGUAACAGUCCACUUAUUAGAUAAUAAACGUUUUUAAAUUAGA
Messenger RNA from Anthonomus grandis grandis, 5659 nucleotides. RefSeq names its product rho guanine nucleotide exchange factor 11 (gene RhoGEF2). Gene Ontology annotation, molecular function: guanyl-nucleotide exchange factor activity; G protein-coupled receptor binding. Gene Ontology annotation, cellular component: cytoplasm. NCBI's taxonomy places the organism in Eukaryota, Metazoa, Arthropoda, Insecta, Coleoptera, Curculionidae. Gene Ontology annotation, biological process: G protein-coupled receptor signaling pathway. The transcript has 25 exons. The coding region runs from base 201 to 5087 and encodes 1628 amino acids. The record is from RefSeq and is a predicted model, not a curated record.